UUUUCUUUUGUGGCGAUGGCCUUGACCGUUACGCAAUCCAAAACGAAAGUGCUCUUCUUUUCCGGAAUAUUCGAAUUUCCCGGCUAAUAAGACUCCCAUUCGACACGUGGAUGCAGCGUGUAAACGGCGAACCCGUCCCCGGCGUCCCGUCCAACCCCACCGCCUGCAAAAACCGACGGCAAUCCACUGACCGUUGUGGCGACCACUCACACUCAUAUCUCGCUUCCCUUCUCUGAGCCUCUCAUAAUCGGUGAAAGAUGAUCCGCUAUGUUUAUAUCAAUGAUGAUGAUCCAUCACAUGAUAUUUUUUGUGACAACCACAUAUCAAACCAAAAAUAUACAUUAUGGAAUUUCCUUCCAAAGAAUUUGUGGGAACAAUUCAGACGAUUUAUAAACCAGUACUUUUUGUUGAUUGCUUGCCUUCAACUGUGGCCACUCAUAGCUCAUGUCAGUCCAGUUACUACAUGGGGUCCGCUCUUUAUUAUAUUUGCAGUCUCAGCAACAAAAGAAGCAUAUGAUGAUCACAAUCGAUAUCUUUGCGACAAGAAAGCGAAUGAGAAAGAAGUUUGGGUUGUGCAGCAUGGCUUUAAAAAACAGAUACAAGCUCAAGAUGUUCAUGUUGGUAAUAUAGUAUGGCUUUGUGAAAAUGAUGCAGUCCCAUGUGAUCUUGUUUUAAUUGGAAGUUCCAACCCACAAGGUCUCUGCUAUGUCGAGACAUCUGCAGUUGAUGGUGAAACUGAUCUCAAGACAAGGGUAGUGGCCCCUGCUUGUAUGGGAAUUGAUUCAGAAUUAUUGCACAAAAUUAAGGGUGUGAUUGAGUGUCCCAGCCCUGAUAAAGAUAUCGGAAGAUUUGAUGCAACUUUGAGAUUGUUUCCUCCAUUUCUUGAUAAUGAUAAAUGCCCCUUGACUAUAAACAAUACAAUACUUCAAUCAUGCUACUUAAGGAACACGGAAUGGGCUUGUGGGGUUGCUGUUUAUACAGGAAAUGAAACAAGACUGGGCAUGAGUAGGGGCCUACCUGAACCCAAGCUUGCAGCUGUUGAUGCUAUGAUCGACAAGCUGACAGGAGCAUUAUUUGUUUUUCAGCUUGUGGUUGUUACUGUUUUAGGCACAGCUGGGAACAUCUGGACAGAUAAAGUAGCAGCAAAGGAAUGGUAUCUUAGAUAUACAGAAGAAGAUCCGUGGUAUGGGUUACUGGUUAUUCCUCUUCGGUUUGAGCUUCUUUGUUCCAUCAUGAUUCCCAUUUCAAUAAAGGUAUCACUAGAUCUUGUUAAAAGCUUGUAUGCAAAGUUCAUUGAGUGGGACAGUGAGAUGGUUGAUGUGGAAACUAGGACACCAUCUAAUGCAGCAAACACAGCAAUAAGUGAGGACUUGGGGCAAGUAGAGUACAUAUUGACUGAUAAAACAGGGACACUUACUGAAAACUGUCUGAUUUUUAAAAGAUGCUUUAUCAGUGGAAGAUUCUAUGGAAAUGAAAAUGGAGAUGCUACAAAAGAUGUAGAGCUACUUAAGACUGUUGCCUCUAGUUCUCCUGAUGUGGUUCGGUUCCUGACAAUAAUGGCAAUAUGUAACACUGUGGUUCCUUUACAAAGCAAAACUGGACAUAUUUCAUAUAAAGCACAUUCUCUAGAUGAGGAAGCUCUUGUAUACGCUGCCUCUCAUUUAAAUAUGAUCUUUAUCAACAGGAAUGGCAAUAUUCUUGAAAUCAACUUUAAUUCUUUGAGAAUUCAAUAUGAAGUAUUGGACACUCUUGAGUUCACUCCUGACAGGAAAAGAAUGUCUGUGGUGGUGAAAGACUCUCAAAGUGGAAAAGUCUUCCUCUUGUCCAAAGGAGCAGAUGAGGCCAUAUUUCCUCAUGCAUGUGUUGGACAACAAACAAGAAUGUUCUCUGAGGCCGUAGAUUAUUAUGCUCAGCUAGGUCUCCGGACUCUAUGCUUGGCUUGGCGUGAAUUGGAGGAAGAUGAGUAUCAAGAAUGGUCAUUGAUGUUUAAAGAUGCUAACAGUUCAUUGGUAGAUAGGGAGGGGAUGGUAGCUGAGGUCUGCCAAAGAAUAGAGCGUGAUUUGAAGAUCAUAGGAGUUGCUGCAAUUGAAGAUAAACUACAGGAUGGUGUUUCUGAAACAAUUGAGACACUCAGGAAAGCAGGAAUAAACCUUUGGAUGCUGACUGGUGACAAGAAGGAAACUGCUAUACAGAUUGCUCGGUCAUGCAAUUUUAUUUCUCCAGAGCUUAAAUGUCAACUUUUACACAUUGAUGGAAAAACUGAGGAUGAAGUGUUUAGAAGUCUAGAAAGAGUUCAACUCACAAUAGGAAUAACAAAUUCUAAAGCUGAGCAGGACAUGGCCUUUGUAAUUGAUGGUUGGGCUCUUGAAAUUGCUCUUAAGCAUUACCGAGAAGCAUUCACUGAACUUGCUAUACUCUCCAAGACAGCUAUAUAUUGUCGUGUGGCUCCAUCCCAAAAAGCUCAGCUUGUAGAACUCCUAAAAUCUUAUGAUUACAGAACACUGGCGAUUGGGGAUGGCGGAAAUGAUGUGAGAAUGAUCCAGCAGGCUGAUGUUGGGGUUGGUAUAAGUGGGAGAGAAGGAUUGCAGGCAGCUAGAGCAGCUGAUUAUAGUAUUGCAAAAUUUCGAUUCCUUAGAAGACUAAUACUUGUACAUGGACGGUACUCUUAUAACCGGACUGCAUUUCUAUCCCAAUAUUCCAUCUACAAAUCCCUCUUGAUAUGCUUCAUCCAGAUCCUUUUCUCAUUCAUUUCAGGUGUCUCUGGAACUAGCCUUUUCAAUUCUGUUAGUUUGAUGGCUUAUAAUGUUUUCUACACCAGUGUCCCGGUCAUAGUCAGUGUUCUUGACAAAGAUCUUAGCGAAAGAACUAUAAUGCACCAUCCGCAAAUACUCUUUUACUGCAAAGCUGGAAGCAGGCUCCUGAACCCUAGGACGUUUGCUGGAUGGUUUGGCCGAUCUCUCUUUCAUGCAGUAGUAGUCUUUUCCAUCACCAUUUGCUCCUAUGCUUUUGAGCGGUGUGAAAUGGAGGAGAUAUCAAUGGUUGUACUUUCUGGAUGUAUUUGGCUGCAGGCAUUUGUUGUUGCAUUAGAUACCAACUCCUUCACAGUGUUGCAACACCUUGCCAUAUGGGGAAACCUACUUACAUUUUACAUGAUCAACUUAAUUGUAAAUGCCUUUCCAUCAUCUCAAAUGUACACAAUAAUGUUCCGCCUCUGUCAACAGCCAACUUACUGGAGUACUAUCAUUCUUAUCGUUGCGAUAGGAAUAGGACCAUUAGUAGCUCUGAAGUACUUCAGAUAUACAUUUGCACCAACUGAAAUCAACAUACUGCAACGAGCUGAACGCUUGGGAUCCCCACCACCGCCCUGGGAAAAUAUAGAAGUGGCAGGGGAUAAAGAUGUUUCUCCUCUAUCAAAUCUGCAGCCCAAAAACAGAAGCCGCCCAAUGUAUGAGCCCCUGCUCUCGAACUCCUAAAUGCAGAAAAGUGUUCUGGUACAUAUCCACAGAUUAAAGCAGGAUUGUGAGACAUUAAAUUCAAAUUCAUCAUCAGAAUCAUAGGAUCACCUAUUGCUGUACCCAAUUUUGUAUAGAGCAACGUGCGCCUAACUUCAGGAGAAUAAUGGACUUCUGUAAUAAUAACGUUCAGCCUCAUUCCAACCAUUUUUUUUUUUUUGUAAGUUUAAAAGAAUGAGAUAUAGACAUAUAGUACAUGGAAGUACAAUAAAUGCAAUUACAGAAGUAGGAAUGGCAA
Messenger RNA from Ipomoea nil (Japanese morning glory), 3750 nucleotides. Its product is annotated as phospholipid-transporting ATPase 2-like. Gene Ontology annotation, biological process: phospholipid translocation. The record is from RefSeq and is a predicted model, not a curated record. Gene Ontology annotation, molecular function: ATP binding; ATPase-coupled intramembrane lipid carrier activity; ATP hydrolysis activity. The transcript is spliced from 25 exons. Gene Ontology annotation, cellular component: plasma membrane. Bases 258 to 3473 code for a protein of 1071 amino acids. NCBI's taxonomy places the organism in Eukaryota, Viridiplantae, Streptophyta, Magnoliopsida, Solanales, Convolvulaceae.